CUUGGUUAAGAAUGGCAAGUACGGGAAUCGGCAAGGAGAGGGGAGACAACCCAGCGGACAGGGAACCAUUCAAAGUUCAUUGGUUGGACUCUGCUUAUCAGCAAACACUGCUACCAAAUGCACCAUGGCACCUGAUAGAGGACCGGAUAUCACAGGUGUUAGCACAACGUGUAGAGAAACAGUUCUUGAAGCCUGAACGUAAGGAGGCCCUACUACAAAUACUUGGACAGGAUUUUACCGACAAGUACCUGCCAACAGCCAAACGUAACCCCUGGGUCUUGGAGUUGCCAGCUAUGAGACCAGAAGAGAAACAGAAGAUGUUACGAGAGGCUCAGGCCUAUCUUAACAGUCAGAUGUAUAAAGCGGCUAAUGAUGUUGGCUAUGAACAUAUGACUAAACCAAAUCCAAGUGGAAAUCCACCUCCAGAUUACUCCGCAUUCCUUCAACACACAUUUAACAUCUUUAAGAUUGGUCUUGAUAGAGAACUCUACAGACAGGAGCAAGAAUUGACAAAACAAAGAAAGCAUCAACUCAAUAUGGAGAGGAAGUAUUUACAGAAAGUUCCAGCUCCAAGUCGACUUAAACCUGUCAGCACUGGGUACAGUACAGCAAGCAGCGGGACUUCAACUAAACCAAACAGUGGAGUCAUGAGAAUGGAAGUUCAGAGAGUGGAUGGUGAUCCCCCACCUCUGUGGGGUGCACAGAGUGAUGAAAUAGGCAAAUCUAUACUGGCGAUACUACAGAAAGAUCCACGUAAGUUUGACCACGUGGCAGGACGUUUACACGGCAGACAGUUACCUGGUAGCCUCAGAGCAUAUAUCUGGUCUGAUGUUCUGUUUAAGGAGGAAAGAAAAAGAUUGAAAGAAGUGGUAGUAGAGAAGGUUGUACGAGAGAGGUUUGCUAAGGCAUUGGGACGAGGAAUACAAGAUCUGAAGAUAAACAGAGCAACUAGCUCACCUAUCAACGGCCUUAUAGAAAAUGCUGUGAUUGAGACAUACAACAAGACAACAUGUUUGGUGCCUUUCAAAAGUCCUGAGCACAUGAAGGAGGCUAUAAGGACACUGAAUGUUAUAUACGUGUACGAUCGCAGUUACGAACCAUACCUCAUACACUGGUUAUUUCCCCUGCAGAUAGCAUUCCAGCCACAGGGUGUAGACAGAAAAGAUGAUAAAGGUGAAAAUGUGAUAGAGCUGGCUAUGUACAUGGACCUAUUGAACUCCAAUAGUUUUCCGACAUGGCCAAGCGUGUUUGCUAUAGCUGAGAAAUCACUGACAGAUAUCAGGGAGUCAGACCCAGACUUCUACAAUCAUUUAAAAAUGAUCUCAAGAAUCAAUGUGAAAGUCAACCCCAAGGAGUUCCUUGUACAAUUGUUGCAUGAGGAGAAAGCAAAGGCAGAGUUGUUGCUGCAGACGACACCAGGAGGUGUACGAGAGCAGGAAAUGUCAGCACAGCUACUGGCCGACCCACUUGUCUUCAUACGACGCUGGAUUGGUGAGGGUUUUGUAAGUAUUCUAGAUGCCCCGAGUGUGAUGUAUAUCUGGGACCAGUGCUUCCUCCAGAACUGGCACAGCACUGUCAUAGAAAACUUCGUUGUAGCAUUACUCGAGCUGUUAAGACACAAGUUUAUGGCUGCCAGGGACUAUCUUGGUAUGAAAGAGGUGUUUCUUAGAGAGCCAUGUAAGGUAUAUACCAUAGAUUUACAGCAGGCCUGGAUCCAUAUGGAGAGAGGGAAUGACCCGUCAGAUAUACCGUUCCUAAACAGGCAAAGACCUAACACCCCGUCAUCACGUAUGAGCCAGGUAUCAUACCCAUUCAGUGACCCUGAAGGUGGAAUUCUCAACCCGUGUGGACUCAAAGAUGUCAAGUUAGAACUUGUCAUACCAUCAGAGGUCAUGCAAAGGGAGCCAUGGUUAGCUAGUGUAGAUCCCAACAGUUUAAAGCUGAAUGUUGUAGCUUACUUUGGGGAGGUACGACUUAAGUCAAAUAGCUCUAUGAUGCCUUCAAAUGUGAUCUCUACAACACAAGAUAGCUACGGAAACACCAUUUAUCAGAUUGUUUAUCCAGAAGACAAGUUUAUAUUCAGGGACCUAGAUUUGGCCCCGUAUGAUCUUGAAAGGGAAAUGGGAGCAUAUCCCUAUGCUAUUGUGAGAGUUGACUACACCCUGAUAGACCCAUCUUCUCCAAAAAAUAAGAAGUUGAUUCCAGUGGGCUGGGCUAGAAUUCCAUUGUUCCAACGCCAGCAUCUUCAUGGUGCAACAUCAGUUACCUCCCUUGACAUAAAAUGGGACCUUCAGGAAGGAGAGCGGACCUACGACCUCCAUCCAGGAGAGAUCCCAGACUCUCUAAUCUCAACCCAGCCCGUGACCCCACAAGAGUAUGGCCAGCCACAAGAAGGAGCAAUUCUUGGAUACAAUUCCAAGUUGACAGCGCUGAUCUUUGAUCCCAAAAAUGAACCCCAGGGUAAAUUUAAAGCCUCUCUACCACCUCAGAUGCCGCCUACAGACACAAGGAAACCUACUCCCGUCCCAUCUCCCAGACAACCUACACCAAGAAAGACACCGACACCGACACCAGCCCCACCUUCGAGGACAUUAAAUGAAGCACCUUGGGUGCCUCACGUCAAGGAAAAAACUAGAGGGGAUCCCAAACCAACAGGCCUAGAAGAACCCUUUGAUCUAUAUAUAGACAGUGUACGGUUCAUUCCAGACAAUGCUACUAUUGUUAAGGUGACCGGAAGAAUUCUACGCACAGGUUCUGUCGGUAAUGUUGAGGAUAUAUUAGUACUGCCUGACCUGAACAGCUCGGCCCGCAGUCCAACGUUCAGUUAUCGUCUCACAAUAAAUAUGGAGAAGAAAGAAGCGGACCCAGGAAUGCUGGCAUUCCUGCGAGUUUACUCUGUAGAUAUUGUCGGCGAUACAAUUGGAGUGAUAGGCAGCUGUCUCGUUCCAUUCUUUGAUAAUAAAAAGAAGUUACGUGUUGGAGGUUUCCAGUAUCGCUUACACAAUGGAAUGCCGGUGCUAGCCCAGCCUACGGGGAUAUCGGGGAUAAAACCCACAGAUUUGGACACUAUACCAGCUAUGCCUGGGUCAUCAAUGCUGGUGCGGAUCAGACCUCAUACAGAGGAACAAGCACCAUACCCCCAGUAUUCGUCUGGUUACUUUGAAUCUUCGGCGUGCGAACCCACCACCUCAGAAUACCGGAUAUUUCGCAGUUACGGCGAGCACAUGGCAUACCCGUCAUCAGUGAGAGAAAUGAUACAGAGAAUCAUGGAGACUGAUGGACUACCACCUCAUGGUAAAUCUGACACAGAACUUGUUGACUGGUUGAAAAAUAGACUAGAUAUUAGACAGCACUUGACACCAGGUCGACCUGCCGGUGAUCUGUCUCUUCUACGAUGUGUUCGUUAUAAACUCAAGAUGGGCCUCAAAGUUCAGAUCAACCAGGUGUAUGGAAUGCCAGAGGGUGUAUAUAUUCAAUGUUUUGGGAGAGUAGCGCCGGGAGCAAAGGUCCUCAGUAUGGAGCAAACAGCCGAUGGUUUUGGGGGUGAAGAGAAAUUUGUGACCCUAAAACACAAUUUUGACAGUUACCAGUCAGCACAGGAGUGGACAGAUGAUCCCACUCAUUUACAUCCAUUUUACGACCAAAACUCCUGCCUUGUGAUACAGUUGUUUGGUUUAGAGGUACAGUAUCACCCUAGACCAGAUCAUAGAGAACCAGGUGCUGUGAAAGAUGUCCGAGGUAAUGAGCUCUCACUGGAAGACGAGGAUCGGAUCAUCGGCUGGACUGUGCUCCCUUUGUUUGAAGGAAACAUGUUUAACAGUGUACCAUGGAAUUCCGUGUUGGUAGGAAGCCAUCAUGUUCCUGUGUUCAAGGGGAAACCUUCAGCUGAGAUUCUACAACAGCUAACCAUGUUACCAUGUGAACAGGUCCUUCAACAACAAAACUGGUCAUCAAGGAGUAAAUAUAAUGCAGGCAGUAUGAAUAUAACCCUGUGGGAUGCUCACUUUGACUACAACGACAUACCUGAAUUACCUAUUUAUGAGUAUCUACUUGAGCCUGUGGGUAAAUUGGCAGACUACCGAAAAGCCCGGAACCCGGGAUCCGGUAAAACUAUGAAUAACUUUGUUCUCGAUGUGCUGGAAACCAAAUACAAGAAACAGGGUACCAACAGCUCAAUUUUCCAGAAGGAGAGGGGAUUCUUCAAAGAAAUCAUGGAGAAAACAUUUUAUGAACUUAUGGAAAAUGCAUUGAUGACCUCUGGGUAUGGUCCAUUGUAAAAUCAGUGUCCAGCCAGCUUUACCUCACUGCAAGGAAAACUUAACAUCAUCAAAAAAUUAGAUAAAUAAAUAAAAAAUCAAUUUUGACAUGCAUACAUAGAGAAUGUGACUAUUCAGUAUUGUUUCUGUUAAUGUGACAUUUAAUAUUUCACUAUCAAAUUUUAGUUGGGACAUUUUCUUCUUCUUUGUUGUAGAGUAAAAAGACUAUGUAUAUUGUUUUUGAUACAUUGUUUCCAGAAUGAUCAGAAGUAUGAAAUUUUUAAUGUUUUUGAGAAAUAUGCACAUGUCCUGCUAUGUUUGAAAUAUUGCAUGACUUUAGGGGCGCAGUAGUAAUAUAUGAAAGAAUGAGCUCAUAAUCUUUAUUCUAGAAAAGUUUGUUGUGUGGCUUUAGUAAUAAGGGUUUCCAUAUGGUCAAGUUGUUAACUUUUAGCCUGUUGUUGCCCCAUGUGGUUCUGGGACGAUCUGUGUAUGAAAAGAAUUGGAACCACUGCCUUACCCUUGCAUGAUCGUAAGAGGCGACUAAUAGUGUCUUAACACUUGGUUUUGUUGUAACUCUGUGAUUCCAGCAGGUAUGCAAAUUUUGAUUCCAUACCUCGUGUUUUUAUUUCGAUGUGAAUGAGAUGUGGAACCAAAAUUUGUAGUCCUGUUUAGCGCCAUAUAACCUAUACUGUGUUGGUGCGCCGUAAAACCCAAAUAAAUAAAUAAAUAUUUAGCCUGUUGUCGGCAAGUGGUACUGCCUAUCCGUGCAGGCUGAUCAUCGUCUGCACUGUUUGCUGAUCAUUCAGUAAAUUUUCAGUGAACACCCCUUCGAAUAGAAUGCUGGACCAGUCAAUUUUAGAAAUUUAGCAGACUUAAGGUUAAGUAAGGUCGUUCAUGUACUUGCCCCACUAAACUGUUGAUUCAAAACCUUGCUGUGGGUGUAGAGUUCUUUCAUGCAAGGAAGACAUUCAGUCAGCAUACAUGGGCACCGUGGGUCUUCCUCCACCGGCAAAAGAUGGAAAGUCACCUUAUGGCAUAUGAAUGUGUCGCUGUGACUUUAAAGUCGACACAAAAAUAAAUGUUUAUAAAGUCAUCACAUGCUGGAUAUGAAAUUUUCAUGACAGUGUAAUCCAUUAUGUUUAAAGUUCCAUUGUAACUAUAAGUCAUAAGGCUUAUGUAAAUAUUCAAUAAAAGUCAAGAUUUUUUUACAUUAUGGUAACUUGUAAAUAUUUUUUACUGGCUAGAGGAAAACAAGAUGUCAAAAUUUUAUACAUGCAAUGUUGAUCUGAAUCAUAUCUUUUUUAAAAUUAAUUCUGUUUUGUUUAUUUUAAAUAGACAAUAUUGAAUUUGUUUCAUGUAGUUGUGAACCUUUAGUUUAGGCAUGAUAUAUUUUAUGAUGAAAGCUUCCUUUUUAGCUCGACUAUUCAUAAAAUAGUGAGCUAUUGCACUCGCCCAUGCGUCGGCGUCGGCGUCUGCGUCCGCGUCCGCGUCCCGAUUUUGGUUAAGGUUUUGUAUGUAAGCUGGUAUCUCAGUAACCACUUGUGGGAAUGGAUUGAAACUUCACACACUUAUUCACUGUGACAAACUGACUUACAUUGCACAGGUUCCAUAACUCUAUUUUGCUUUUUUACAAAAUUAUGCCCCUUUUUCGACUUAGAAAUUUUUGGUUAAGGUUUUGUAUGUAAGCUGGUAUCUCAGUACUUACUAAUGGGAAUGGAUUGAAACUUCACAUACUUGUUCACUAUCAUGAUCUGACAUGCACUAAGCAAGUCCCAUAACUCUACUCUCUUUUUUUUCAAAAUUAUGCCCCUUUUUCGACUUAGCAGUUUUUGGUUAAAUUUUUGUAUGUAAUCUGAUAUCUCAGUAUCCACUAAUUGGAAUGGAUUGAAACUUCACACACUUGUUCACUGUCAUGAUCUAACAUGCACUGUGAAGGUCCCAUAACUCUACUUGGCAUUUUUACAAAAUUAUGCCCCUUUGACUUAGCAGUUUUUUGUUAAGUUUUUGUAUGUAAGCUGGUAUCUCAGUAUCCACAAAUUGGAAAGGAUUGAAACUUCACACACUUGUUCACUGUCAUGAUAUGACAUGCAGUACAGAGGUUCAUUACCUCUACUUUGCAUUUUACAAAAUUAUGCCCCUUUUUCAACUUUUGUAUUCAUUCAAUUGACAAGGCUGUUGAAUAGUCGAGCGUUGCUGUCCUCCAACAGCUCUUGUUUUUUAUACAUGUAACUAGGCAACCUAAAUACCUUUUUUACACUUCCAAUAAAAUUGGUGUUUUUAUUUUUUGUCAAAAGUUUAAGGCAGUCUGUGGUUUGUUUUUUCUCAAAAACAACCAGUAAGUUGCUAGUUGAGAAUAGUCCCCAAACUCAGUUUCUAAUCUUGCACGAAACUCUUGAUCACCAGCAAGACAACCAAUAAGAUGACAGAGCUGAGUCUGGUUCGCAAUCUUGUACUAAAAUCUGAUGACUGGGGAGACAACCAAUCAGAUGCUACAGUUUAGACUGGUUCCCAGUCUCCAUAUCUAAUCUUGUACCAAGCUCAGCUUGACAUACAUUUUAGUUUAUAGAGCAUUUAUUUGAAAUCAUAACUGCAUCCAAAUUCGAAUGAAUUUAGAUAAUAUUAUUUUCAGUGUCACAGUCUGAUCUUUUUGCCAAAAAUUAGGGUAUAAACUACUUUAUUUGUUUUAUUAUAGAUAAAACUCAGUUGAUAGUUUAGACUAAAGAACUGCAUAAUUAUUUGUAUUUUAUAAUAAAUGACGGAAGUAA
Molecule: messenger RNA, 7021 nt
Organism: Mercenaria mercenaria
Lineage: Eukaryota; Metazoa; Mollusca; Bivalvia; Venerida; Veneridae
Exons: 29
Coding region: 12-4277 (1421 amino acids)
Source: RefSeq, a predicted model, not a curated record